AUGGGGCUAGUAGGCUACUCAGAUUCGGAAGGCUCAGAUGCCGAGCCAGAUACUACACCCGCCCCCCAGAUCACCAAGGCAAAGAAGGUCGACUCCAAAACUGGGUUCCAGGUCGACCGCAACAACCCGCGCAGGAUCCGCAUGACCAUUCCAGAAAUCAAACCCGAACACCCAUCCGGCGAAGAUCCCGAAGAUGGUUCACGCAAAAAGCCUCGGUUAGGGGGAGGUAGCCUUGCGGGAUUCAACUCUUUCCUUCCAGCGCCGAAACGAACAGCUGAAAAGAAAACACCAGUGGCGACAACACGAAAAGCGUUUAGUCUCAAAACAGGUGCAGGCCCUGGAUUCGAUCGCUCAGCCGAUGCGGAGAUGAGAAAUGAUUAUGCUUUUGAAGAUCUAGCGGGAGAUGCGGACACCACAUCUGCACCUGGCAGCUCAAAACCCGACACUACAUCAGAUGCACCGGACACAAUGAAAAGUCCCGUGGAGGUCAAGCUCCAAGGAAAUCCGAUGAUGUUCAGACCGUUAUCCGUCGGGCGACCUCAAAAGAAGAGAAAGACCACCAAGAUUGCUGAGCAACCAACACCAUCAGCGGCGCCGAAGCCUGCUCAACCUCUACAGCAAGCCCCUACAUCUGCAUCUACAUCUGCACCUGCACCUGCACCCGCACCACCAAAACCCAAAGUCAAUCUCUUCUCUCUAUCAUCGGAAACUACUUCUCAGCCAGAUUCGGCACCUGGACCACCAGCAACCUACCAGCCGCUAGUAUACAACGCCGAAGGCGAAGAAGAACCAGCAGCUGGUCCAGUACUCGCCGAGCCUACACAAAUCGCCAUAGACCGUUCAACGGCAACAGUAUCAACCAAUCCUACAUCAUCCUUGGACAGCAUCGCCAACGAUCUGAACUUGUCCAAGUCUGAAAGACGUCAGCUCUUCGGUCGGAAUGCCAAUGUCACCUCGUCGCAGUCACAGGUGCGUACCUUCAACACAGACGAGGAGUACGCGUCGAACAAGGUUCUGGCGGAAGGCGAGCUGGCCGGAGCACAGCACAACCCUGUGCGCUCCAUUGCGCCGGGCAAGCAUACCCUCCAGCAAUUACUCAAUGUUGCAAGUUCGCAGAAGGAGGCAUUGGAGGAAAGCUUUGCAACGGGUCGGAGAAAUAAGAAGGAAGCUGGAUCCAAGUACGGAUGGUAG
Messenger RNA from Penicillium robsamsonii, 1191 nucleotides. RefSeq names its product PRCC domain-containing protein. Bases 1 to 1191 code for a protein of 396 amino acids. Lineage: Eukaryota; Fungi; Ascomycota; Eurotiomycetes; Eurotiales; Aspergillaceae. The record is from RefSeq and is a predicted model, not a curated record. Gene Ontology annotation, cellular component: nucleus. The transcript has a single exon.